Molecule: messenger RNA, 2895 nt
Organism: Penaeus chinensis
Lineage: Eukaryota; Metazoa; Arthropoda; Malacostraca; Decapoda; Penaeidae
Gene: Gpdh1
Product: glycerol-3-phosphate dehydrogenase [NAD(+)], cytoplasmic-like
Biological process (GO): carbohydrate metabolic process; glycerol-3-phosphate catabolic process
Cellular component (GO): cytosol; glycerol-3-phosphate dehydrogenase (FAD) complex
Molecular function (GO): NAD binding; protein homodimerization activity; glycerol-3-phosphate dehydrogenase [NAD(P)+] activity
Source: RefSeq, a predicted model, not a curated record
UACGGCAGGAAUAUCUUUCACGAAGGUCAGUCUUAGUCUAGCCAGUGUGCAGGGUAGACGUGUUGCUUCGCUGCCGAUCUUUUUCACUCGUGCAACCUCGCUUCUAACCAACAUGAGCGAACCUAAGAAAAUCUGCAUCGUUGGCUCAGGAAACUGGGGCUCCGCCAUCGCCAAGAUCAUCGGCUCGAACGUCACCAAAUUCGACCAAUUCGACAAUGAAGUCCGCAUGUUCGUCUACGAGGAGAUGAUCGACGGCAAGAAGCUCACGGAGAUUAUCAACACCACGCACGAGAACGUCAAGUACCUGCCCGGAAAGAAGCUGCCCGAGAAUGUGAUAGCCGUGCCAGAUGUCCUGGAAGCAGCCAAGGACGCAGAUGUCCUGGUCUUCGUCAUACCACACCAGUUCAUCAAGAACAUCUGCAAGCCGCUGGUGGGUCAACUCAAGCCCACCGCCGUCGGCAUCUCGCUUAUUAAGGGUUUUGACAUAGCCGAAGGUGGUGGUAUUGCCCUCAUCUCCAGAAUCAUCUGUGAUUUCGUAAAUGUCCCCAUGUCAGUCCUUAUGGGAGCCAACCUUGCAGGAGAGGUCGCUGAUGAAAAGUUUUGUGAGACAACCAUAGGUUGUCGCGACCCCACAGUUGGCCGGAUGUACAGGGACCUCAUCCAGACAGAUUACUUCAGAGUUGUUGUUGUUGAUGAUGUUGAAGCUGUUGAAGUGUGUGGUGCUCUGAAGAAUAUUGUUGCCACUGGUGCUGGAUUUAUUGAUGGUCUUGGUUUUGGUGACAACACAAAGGCAGCUGUGAUUAGAUUAGGCCUUAUGGAAAUGAUCAAAUUUUGUGAAGUAUUUUAUCCAGGUUCCAAACUAGGCACAUUCUUUGAAAGUUGUGGAGUUGCUGAUCUUAUCACAACUUGCUAUGGUGGCAGGAACAGGAGAGUAGCAGAGGCUUUUGUGAAGACUGGAAAGACAAUUGAAGAACUGGAAAAGGAGAUGCUGAAUGGCCAGAAGCUACAGGGACCACAAACUGCUGAAGAAGUUAAUUACAUGUUGAAAAACAAGGGGAUGGAAGAUCGGUUUCCACUUUUCUCCUCCAUACAUCGCAUUUGCAUGGGCGAGAUUCCCCCGGCAGAAAUGGUAAACUGCAUCAGGAACCAUCCAGAACACAUGUGUACAUUCGACAAGGAACACACCACUGUCACAGGCAACCACGACUGAUGAAGAGAAGACUGAGCAUAGGCAGUUGUCAUCCAUCCCAGUUCUGCUAUAUUACAUCACCAGUCUUCCUGAAAAUUUGAAGCACAUUCUUGAAGUGGAAAAUUUUGAAUUAUAUAUAUAUAUACAUAUAUAUAUAUAUAUAUAUAUAUAUAUAUAUAUAUAUAUAUAUAUAUAUAUAUAUAUAUUAUAUGUAUAAUUUUUUCCUUUUUUUUUCUCUCUCUUUUUUUUACUAUGAUAUGAUAGCAAAUGCUAACUUAAAGAUAGGAUGCAAACCAUUUACUGUAGAGUGUGAGCACUAUUUUAUAUAUUGUAAAAAUAUAGAUGAAAAUUUAUCUUUUCAUGAAAAAUUUGUUGUUUUAUGCAGUAUUGAUUGAUCCAAUGCACCUUCUUUAGUAUUUUGACUUAAAGCAUUCUGGUUAUGUUUGGAUAUAUGACCUUGAAAUACAAAAAUAAAAGAACUUUUGGGGAUGCAUUGAAUGGCACUAACUUUUUUGUCUGGUACUGAAUUGUGUUCAAAUGAGUUUUUGAAAUAUUAGAUGAGUUAGUCUUCUUUGUAUAAGAGAUCUUCAUACAAUUUUGUUAUUUGUAGAACUAGUUCUGAAAACCAUUAUUUACAGGAAAAUAUUCCUUUCUAGAUACACUGAAUACUCAGUUACCAUUAUUACAUAGCGACCAUAUACUUAUGCUCAACUAUUUUUAGUAAUUCCUGUUCAAACCCACCCUUUUGGUGCUACAAACCUCUUUGAUUCUUAAAAAAAAAAAAUAAAUGAAAAUGAGUUACCAAUAAAACUAAGUGAAGAGCUGAAAUACCCCAUUUCUGUGCAGAUAUUAAGUUAAUAGUCCUGCUUAAAUACAUGGAUGCAAUGUCAGUGCCAUGCUAGCUUCAUGGCAAGAUAAUUCCCUUUGGUCUCCUGAUCAUGUUUUGAGCAGCUUGAACCAUGAGUAGCAAGUGUAGAGCAGAAGAAAGCUAGCACUUUAUGAAUCUUUCUUGUUUGUUUGCAGCAUAUAGAUACAGGCUUUUUAUCAUCUGGUAACUUACUGGACUGAAAUAGAAAUAUGAAAGUUUUGGAUUGCCAUUGUUAGUAACGAUUGCAGCUUUGGUUCUGUACAUAAAUAGUCACAUUGUGAUUUCGGAAGUCUACCUAUUGUUGUGCCAUUAUUACCUAUAUUUUGAAAUUAGAUUGUAUGAGGUGAAUAUCAUACGAUUUCCAUGAGUGAAAUGAAAACCGGUCUGAAUGCAUAAUAGUUAUAUAUAUCUAGUUUCGUUUCCUUACAUUGUUAUGUUUCUUUUAUUUUUUAUUUUUCUCUCCUUUUUUCUUUUGGUGUAAAUCAAAGGUUGUGCAAUUUCUAAAUUUAUAGUACCUUUGUUUGUGUUCUUCAGUUUAUAUUGAAAAUUGUUGAGCAUUUUUCUCAGUUAGAUUAUGGUGGAUUACCUUAGUUUAUGAAGACACAAGUGUGUAAAAGAAAUAGAUGUAAUAUAUGCAGUUGGAGAUUGAUAUCUUAACAUAAAUUAACUAUAUAAACAGUGUAGAAAUUGAUCCUUUAGAAAAAGUUAAAAUUAAGAGAAAUAUUUUUAUCAGUUGUUUUUACAACUACAUUUGUGUAAUGUAAGUGGUGCACUAUUCUAAAAUACAAAAAAUAUUAAUGGAAUGGAGAAAGUUGAUAAAUAAAUGGUGAAUUGAUAA